Messenger RNA from Arachis ipaensis, 642 nucleotides. Lineage: Eukaryota; Viridiplantae; Streptophyta; Magnoliopsida; Fabales; Fabaceae. The record is from RefSeq and is a predicted model, not a curated record.
AUGGACAAUGAAUUUGCAGCUCUGGCCAAGUGUAGGACAUGGUCCCUGGUUGAUCCUCCACCCAAUGCAACCAUUGUUGGGUGCAAGUGGGUAUAUACCAUCAAAAAGAAUGCAGAUGGCCUUGAGGCACAUUAUUUGCCUGAGCAGAAAUUGUUACUUACUCAAACAAAGUAUGCAAAGGAUCUGCUACAUCGUGCAGGAAUGAGUAAUUCCAAUCGUCCUAUGCCUACACCUAUGAUGACAUCUUCGAAGCUUAGUAAAAGUGACUCAGACCCUUAUGAAGAUCCUAAGGGUUACAGGUCCAUAGUAGGAGCUCUGCAGUACCUCACAAUUACAAGACCAGAUCUAGCCUUUGCCAUGAAUAAAGUCUCGCAGUUUAUGCACUCACCAACCAUUCAACAUUGGAAAGCAGUCAAGAGGAUCCUUCGAUACCUUCAAGAUUCGGACUGGGCUUCAGACUUGGAUGAUCGGAGGUCAACUUCUGGCUACUGUAUCUAUCUUGGCACCAACUUAAUAGCUUGGAAGAGUAGCAAGCAAUCAAAGAUUAGUAGAUCUACCACAGAAACAGAAUAUAGGGCGAUAGCCUCUGCUCAAAUGGAGAUCAUGAGCAUCCAACAACUUUUGGUAGAAUUGGGAGUCUAA